Molecule: messenger RNA, 1171 nt
Organism: Achroia grisella
Lineage: Eukaryota; Metazoa; Arthropoda; Insecta; Lepidoptera; Pyralidae
Gene: jet
Product: F-box/LRR-repeat protein 15
Exons: 3
Coding region: 76-900 (274 amino acids)
Biological process (GO): SCF-dependent proteasomal ubiquitin-dependent protein catabolic process
Cellular component (GO): SCF ubiquitin ligase complex
Molecular function (GO): protein binding
Source: RefSeq, a predicted model, not a curated record
UAUUGAUACCGAUCACAUUACAUUGAAAACAAGCAAAUUUUUGUAUUAUUUUGUGAAAAUUAAGCAAAUAUCAGAAUGAACAUGAAACGAAAUACUCAGUUAUUCGAUUUAUAUUGGGAAGAUAUAUUAGUGUCCAAAGUUCUCCCCCAUCUUACUCUACGGGACUGCUUUAAUUUUCGCUGCGCGUCCAAAACUUGCUUACAAAUCAUAAACAUAUACUUUACCAAGUUGAAAUCUUUGAAAUUGAUGAAUAAAGGGUUUUCACCGCACACCUUCAACGUCUUCUCUUUAACAUGUACAAGACUAAAUGUGUUGAAUCUGAGUAAAUGUUUGACAGUAACGGAUUCAGACCUCAUUCCUCUAUUACUACGUAAUCCAGACUUAGUGAAUUUGAACUUGAGCCAGUGUAAAAACUUAACUGCCAAGUGUUUGCAGCCUGUUAUUUUGUAUUGUAAUAAUUUGAUAACGCUGAAGCUUACGAGGUGUUCAUGGCUGACUACAGGUGCCAUAGAAGCGCUAGCACUACACCAAAGCAAGUUGGAAGAUGUGGACCUUUCCUACUGUCUGUGUAUCUCGGAGAGUAGCAUCCUAGUAUUCAUUAAGAAAUUCAAACACUUGAAAACUUUAAGUUUUGAGGGUAAUAAGCAAAUUACAGAUAGAUGCCUGUAUGCUAUAUCUAAAUAUAGUACUUCGUUAAGACUUCUCAAUUUGGGUGGUUGUUCAGAAAUUACUGAUAAAGGUAUUAGAGCUUUAGCAUCGCACAGUAAAAAGCUGGAAGGACUGCUUGUGCGAGGCUGUACAAAAGUCACAGAGAAUAGCCUCAAACUGCUGAGGAGUAAGGUGCAACUCGACAGGAGACCUCUAGACCCUCUGCCACUGCCACUAUAUGUUCAGAUUUAAGACCUCUUUUGGGGUAAAACUUGUGAUUAUAUUAUAAGUUGUUAAAUGUUGAAAAUGUUGUGGCCUGGUGGUUUACCAUGACUUACACCUAUAAGGUUGUGAGUUCGAAAUCUGGCUGACGCCAAAAAUAGAAUCUUUGUUGUCAAUUUAUAUUUCUGACUCUCUAAAAUCAAUAAAAAAUUAAUUUAUUCAUUCAGAGAGAGUGAUUGAUUGAUCACUGCCAUGUUAUAUAAAUAUACUUUAGGUAUGUCAGUUUUCAUUCAGCAUGACA